Molecule: messenger RNA, 1679 nt
Organism: Raphanus sativus (radish)
Lineage: Eukaryota; Viridiplantae; Streptophyta; Magnoliopsida; Brassicales; Brassicaceae
Exons: 1
Coding region: 137-1303 (388 amino acids)
Source: RefSeq, a predicted model, not a curated record
CAACGCUCCAAACUGUAGCCAGAAACCUCUCUCUAUCUCUAUCUGACUCCUCUCUCUUCUUUAGAUCUGUGGCCGUUUUUGAUUCUCCGGCGACGACGGCGAUACUUUUUUUUUUCUCGUUGCAUGAGCGACGGCGAUGGCUUCUGCUUGCGUCAACAACAAUGUUAUUGUUUCUCAGGAUUUUUCAUCUUACGGUUGUUUCAACCCUCGAGCUUCUCCUCCCUCCUCCUCCUUCAGCCGUGAAGACGCUCGGAGCUCUGUAUCCGCCGUUCCACCGACGGAGGACGGCGGCGAUUUCGAGUUUCGCCUCGAGAAUCCGGUCGGGAUAGUACCGGCGGACGAGCUUUUCUCCGGAGGGAAACUCGCGACGAAGCAGCGGACGACGACGACGAAGACCACGGAGAAGGCAGAUACCGGGGAGAAAUGCGGGAGGGCGGUGGAAGCCGAGACGGAGAUCUCCGGCGACGGCGGUUUGUUUUCGCCCAAGGCGCCACGGUGUUCGAGUAGGUGGAGGGAGUUGCUGGGACUGAAACGAUUCUCUCAGAACAGCAAAACCGCCACCACGGCGUCGUUUCACUCGAAUCCGAGUAGAUCGUCCGCUUCUUCGUUAAAACAGUUUUUAAAUCGAAGCUCCAAAACGACGUCGUCGUCUUCGGACGCUUCUCUUCCUCUCCUAAAGGACUGCUCAGACUCCGAGUCUCUCUCCAUCUCCUCUUCCCGUAUGUCCCUCUCCUCUUCCUCCUCUGGCCACGACCACGACGACAUCCCGAGACUCUCCCUCGACGCAGACAGACCUAACCAUAACCACAACCACCUCCUUAACCAACACAUAACCGGGAAUCCCUUCGCUCCCUCUCGUAGCCAAAACCCGCCGAGGAUGAGGCUAGUGACGACGACGUCUCGCGAGAGAGUGGGCCGCAGCCCAAUCCGGCCUGAUUCAGCGAUGAGCAGAGGAGUCUCCGUGGACAGCCCGAGGCUAAACUCCUCGGGUAAAAUCGUGUUCCAGAGCCUCGAGCGGAGCUCGAGCUCUCCCAGCAGCUUCAACGGCGGGACGAGCGGGUAUCGACACAGAGGGAUGGAGAGAUCUUACAGCGCGAACGUGAGGGUGACUCCUGUCCUAAACGUCCCCGUCUGUUCGAUCAGAGGAGGUUCUGUGAUUUUCGGACAGUUCUUCUCUUCUUCAUCGACUUCGUCCUCGUCUUUAGCUUCGUCGCAGCACAAUAGAACAGGGAGUUUCUCUAGCAACAACAGAGCGUCGUCUCAUCACAUUAACAGAGGUCGUAACUCCACCGAUCGAAUCUAAGAAAAUCAUUCAAUGAUGCUAGAGGGAAGCUAGUAGUAGUAGUAGUAGUAGUACCGAGAGCUUUGAGGUUGUGUACAUAAAGAAUCUGCAAUUUGUUAGGUUUUUUUUUUUUUUUUUCUAGGGUUCAUCGACAUUUGCUUGUUUGGUUCGGGUUCGAGAGGGUGAUGAGAGAGUGAGGUUGACGCGCUAGAGUGAUGCGUGUUGGUCAAUAGGAAAAAACAGAUUCUUUUUUUUCUCUCUCUCAGAUUGUUUGCUCUGUGUGUAUUUGCGCUCUCCCCACGUUGGAGCUUAUCUAAGCUGUCUCUUUCAUGUGAUAUUUUUUUAUUUUAAUAUUUUUUGUCGUUUAGUGAGUUUCGGAAAUGAUGCAGUUUUUUCA